Molecule: messenger RNA, 2039 nt
Organism: Drosophila melanogaster (fruit fly)
Lineage: Eukaryota; Metazoa; Arthropoda; Insecta; Diptera; Drosophilidae
Gene: Cyp9f3
Product: cytochrome P450 9f3
Exons: 3
Coding region: 55-1356 (433 amino acids)
Cellular component (GO): endoplasmic reticulum membrane
Molecular function (GO): iron ion binding
Source: RefSeq, marked reviewed
GUUUGUUAGUUAUAUUUUGGACGCUUGGAUCGUCAGACUAGGCGCUCGUUCAACAUGCUGUGGGAGUUCUUGGCCCUAUUUGCGAUCGCUACCGCCUUGUUCUACCGCUGGGCGUCCGCCAACAAUGAUUUCUUCAAGGAUAGGGGCAUCGCCUAUGAAAAGCCAGUGCUCUACUUGGGCAACAUGGCCGGCAUGUUCCUACGGAAGAGAGCCAUGCUGGACAUAGUCUGUGAUCUCUACACCAAAGGCGGAAGUGGCAAAUUUUUUGGUAUCUUCGCGCAGCGACAACCACUUUUAAUGGUCCGCGACCCAGAUCUUAUCAAGCAGAUAACCAUAAAGGACUUCGAUCACUUUAUCAAUCAUCGCAAUGAGUUUGACACCAGCAGCGAUGAUGAUCCACACGACAUGAGUAAUCUUUUCAGCAGCUCGCUGUUCUCCAUGCGAGAUGCUCGGUGGAAGGAUAUGCGAAGCACUCUGAGUCCGGCAUUUACAGGCAGCAAAAUGCGUCAGAUGUUCCAGCUGAUGAACCAGGUGGCCAAGGAGGCCGUGGACUGUCUUAAGCAGGAUGAUUCAAGGGUUCAGGAGAAUGAACUGGACAUGAAGGACUACUGCACACGAUUCACCAACGAUGUGAUCGCCUCGACAGCCUUUGGACUGCAAGUGAACUCGUUCAAGGAUCGCGAAAAUACCUUCUAUCAGAUGGGAAAAAAGUUGACCACAUUUACAUUCCUGCAGAACAUGAAGUUCAUCUUGUUAUUCGCAUUGAAGAGUCUUAAUAAGAUCCUUAAGGUCGAGAUUUUCGAUAGGAAAAGCACUCAGUAUUUCGUGCGUCUGGUGCUCGAUGCUAUGAAAUACCGACAGGAGCACAAUAUUGUACGUCCCGACAUGAUAAACAUGCUGAUGGAGGCUCGUGGUAUCAUCCAGACGGAGAAGACCAAGGCAUCUGCCGUUCGCGAGUGGAGCGAUCGCGACAUUGUCGCCCAGUGUUUCGUGUUCUUCUUUGCUGGCUUCGAGACUUCGGCGGUGCUGAUGUGCUUCACCGCUCACGAGCUAAUGGAGAACCAGGAUGUGCAGCAGAGGCUAUACGAGGAGGUACAGCAAGUGGACCAAGACCUGGAGGGCAAGGAACUGAAGUAUCUGGAUCAGGUCGUCAGCGAGGUUCUGCGAAAGUGGCCGCCGGCAAUUGCCUUCGAUCGGGAAUGCAACAAGGAAGCAAAGGCUGUUAUCUACUAUCUUUUGAAGGACUACCGCUUUGCCCCUGCCAAGAAAUCCUGCAUUCCACUAGAGCUCAUUAGUUCCGGAUUUCAGUUGUCACCCAAAGGCGGCUUUUGGAUUAAACUUGUUCAAAGGAACUAAUCUUAUAAACGAUCGAAAUAAUAAUCUGUUUUGUUGAAUGUUAUGCAUUUAAGAAGUUGACAUUAUUAAAUUUAAUCAAUUUAUGGUAAUAUCUUCCUUUUUGUGCAGGAUUUGUUUUUAAUGUAUACCAGAAAUGAUAUAAAGAUAUCAUAUACUUUUGUUCACUGUAAAUAGUGUGAUAAGUUAAUUUUGAAUAUUGUAUUCUAUAUAAAAUAGAUGCUUUCAAACUGCAUUUUCCGAAAUUGUCUGCAUUUACGCUACUUUCGUACCUUUCAAUUGAUUUGAUAGAAUGCAAACGUAGAGCCCUAUGUAAAUGUACAAAAAUGUGACAUGUAUGGAAUGAUGAAUAGUAUUAUUUUCAUGUACAGGAGUCACUAGGUCUUAAUAGCACACUGUUUUUAAAUAAAAUCUAUUCCUAGUUUUACCCCAUCCAAAUAAUUAUUCGGUUUUUUUUUUUAUAAAAUAAUGUAUUCCUACAAACAUUCUUGCAUGUCCUACUUAGCUAUAUUCUUGAUUUUCUUGGUUGCAAUUAUUGAGGUUUUCUGUAUUACGAUUUUUAAGUUAUUCACAAAGUGCAAAUUAUUCUAGUUAGGCUUGCAUAUCGUUGCAUUUUCUUGUGAUUGGUGUUGGUUUAAAUUGGUAUAAAUAAAUAUAGAUGAAGAAAAAAUGUCCAUUUGAUGAAG